CUCUGUCUCACUCUCUCUCUCUUCCCCCGAGCCCUCUAUCUUUCUCUGCAACUUUGAGUGGUUUGCUCAUAAAGUAACAAGUUACCCGGAAUCUGUGAAACACCAUGACCAUGACCAUGAACCACACAACCAGCAGCAGCUAGGAAACACACACUCUGAAACUUCCACCAUCAGACUGAUCAACACAGUGACAGACCCCAAACACACCCACGCCUCAUUGUCUAACGCUCAGUCUGAGUGAAGGGUUAUUUCAGAGAGCAACUAUAGAAUGUGACUUCCUUUUCAACUAACAUACAGGAAUUAUUUUAUAGAACAGCAGCCCUCAUCAAAAGGAAGUCUCUGCUCUUUCUCUACUCUACUAUUCCUUCUCGGUGUGUAUCGGCUAGUCAACUGCUAGCUAGCUACCAGUGACAGUGCUAGAUAAGGACAUCAGCCAGAGGAAACAGUCAAAGCCUUACAGAGAUGUCUGGUGGUCCCUUCUCCUGCUUCUCCAAACAGGGAAUACUACUUCUCCUAUUCUCCAACCUCCACUAUGGUUUAGGUGUUCAUCUGAUCAUCAACAAGAGAGUGGGGGACUCCGUGGAGCUGCUGGCAGGCUUAGAGAGAGGACAUUUCAAAUCAUUGGAGUGGAAGUAUAUGGGAAAGGAUAUUAUAGAAUUCAACUCAGAAGUUGUAUAUUCACCUGGAUCCCAGUUUGAGGGGAGACUAAAGAUGAACACCAAAAACUUCAGUUUAACAGUCAGAGAACUGACACUGCAAGACUCAGGGGAUUUUAUACUUACAGGAGAAGAGGACAAAGGUCAGAUUGACAGUAAGACCAUCACUCUGAAGGUCCACGAGCCUAUAUCCAAGGUGGCGAUCCAGACAGACAUCAAGCGAUUGGCCAACCACUCCUGUACGGUACGGCUGGUGUGCAACGUGUCCUGCUACUCCAACAUUACCUACACCUGGGAGAGAGACAAUGAGAUCUACGGGGACGCCCAGCAGAUUUACUUCUCUCUCUCACCAGCAGAGAGAGACAUCAGUGUAAAGUGCAACGCCUCCAACCUAGUCAGUUGGAAAACUGCCUCUACGACAGUAAAGUGUAGUAAUGACACAACCGCCCCAGGACUGGUGUGGUUUACCAUCUACAUCGGAGUAUCAGUAGGAGGCGCUGUGGUGCUGAUCCUCACUGUAGCAGUGGCAGUGUGCUACUGCAGGGGCCGAAUUAACACAGCAGAUCUAACUGACAACACAAUAUAUGCUGAUGUUAUGAUCAAAACAAGAAGUAGAGAUACAAGAUCAAACAGUCAUGUAAACCCAAUAUCCAUCUAUGAAACUGUCAAUGAUCUGGUUAUCCCAAGAUUGAACAAGCCGCAGACUCUGUAUGCCAAGAUCGCAGUUGGACGCCCAGAAGGGUCCCUCCUCUCCCUACCAGAAAGUACUGUGAGCUGAACAGGAUGUGUUCAUAGGCUGGGCCUUCCAUAGAUAUGGAACCCUCUGCAUGCUCUGCAUCUUACACGUGUUUAUUCUGAAGAUAGGCCUAGAUGUAACUGUCUAUUUGCUUACUUUUACUUCCUUCUCCCUUUGAUGAUUCUCAUAUAUACAGUAUGUCAUAAGGCCUUAGGCCUU
Messenger RNA from Salmo salar (Atlantic salmon), 1611 nucleotides. Lineage: Eukaryota; Metazoa; Chordata; Actinopteri; Salmoniformes; Salmonidae. The record is from RefSeq and is a predicted model, not a curated record.